UUACGCUUAACUGCGCUUUUGCGGGACGUGCUUGCUUGUGGCGACACGCGGAAUACCGACUGUUUAGCGUUCUGGAGAAAAACCAGCAAAAAAGUUGCUAACGGCACUUUUCUCGCAUCUUGAUCUUCCUGGAAGGACAUUGAUUUAGCAAAAUGGGUCGUGUGCGGACCAAGACUGUGAAGAAGGCUUCUCGCCUGAUCAUUGAGAAGUACUACACCAAACUCACGCUGGACUUUCAUACCAACAAGAAAGUAAUCGAAGAAGUUGCGGUUUUGCCAACAAAGAAACUACGAAACAAGGUUGCGGGAUUCAUAACACAUUUGAUGAAACGGAUCCAGAAGGCUCCCGUACGCGGCAUUAGCAUCAAGCUGCAAGAGGAAGAGCGUGAACGCCGUGACAACUACGUGCCAGAAAUCUCUGCACUGGACGCGCAGGAUUCCAUUGAUGUCGAUCCGGAUACCAAGGACAUGUUGGUUAAGCUUCUGAAUUUUAAUCCGAAGCUGGCUAAUAUUAAUGUGAGCAUGCCGAGUGUGGAACCGGGUGGUGGCUAUCGUCAGCCGACGCAGCGACACACCGGCGGAGGCGCUGGACGAGAGCGUGAACGAGAACAGGCGGAAGAGCGCACUUUGUUGGUUGGUCAGGAAUGAAUGGUUUUGUUGAGAAAGUCUUAAUGAAUGCUUUGUCUAACAUCUAGCUGUACGAGAUGAAAUAAACUUUUCCUUAAACUUC
This is a messenger RNA of Paramacrobiotus metropolitanus, 729 nucleotides long. Its product is annotated as 40S ribosomal protein S17-like. Gene Ontology annotation, cellular component: ribosome. The coding region runs from base 153 to 647 and encodes 164 amino acids. The record is from RefSeq and is a predicted model, not a curated record. Gene Ontology annotation, biological process: translation. The transcript is spliced from 3 exons. Lineage: Eukaryota; Metazoa; Tardigrada; Eutardigrada; Parachela; Macrobiotidae. Gene Ontology annotation, molecular function: structural constituent of ribosome.